UGCUAGCGCAGCCGCCAUAUUGUGUGACAGUAUUUUGAUUCGUAUCUGUUGGAAGUUAGGAAGGAAAAGAGAAAAUAGGGGGGAGUAGAGGGGGGAUAAAGAAGAAGAGCUGUCAAAAGAAUUCCGGAGUCUCUGAAACAGCGGGGGGCUGCGGCAUAGUAUCCCCCCACUCCACCGUCAAAACAGAGCAGGCCAGGGUGCUAUUCAUCCCCCUUUCCAAAGUUCCUCCUCUCCGCCUUUCUGUCAUCACCCCGGCCCUGUGGAGAUUCGGUGGCGGUGUCUCGGGUGUUGAAGGUGGCCCGGGGAGCGGCGGCGGAGACGAAGAUGCUGAAGCUGUGGGCGGGGCGCUGCCACCACUGAGGCCUCGGUUUGCUGAACAGAGCCAUCCACCCUGACCCGGCAGUACACGAAUGGCACAGGGAAGACACCAGAUUGACAUCCAGGUUUUGCACGACCUGCGCCAGAAGUUUCCGGAAGUGCCAGAGGGUGUUGUGUCCCGGUGUGUUCUACAGAACAACAACAACUUGGAUGCCUGCUGCGAGUAUCUGUCCCAGCUGAGCACGGGGUACCUGUACGGCGAAGGAAACCUCAGCUUCUCGGACGACCCGGGCCUGGCCAGACUCCGCAAUCACAUGACCCAGCUGACCCUGGGCCUGCAGUCUCAGAAUGUGCAUGGGCCGGGCCCGCGUGACGGCCUGAGGAUGAACGGCAGCAGGACUCUGUCCCACAGCCUGAGCGACGGGCCCCUGCAGACGGGGCCCCCCAACAGCCAGGCCUUCCAGCAGGAGCCCCAGUCGGCCCCCGCUCAGGUGCCCCCCGGCCUGGGCGUCUUCGGCCCCUCGGACCCCUCCGGGGCCGCACGCAAGCCGCAGCCGCCCCAGCACCUGGGACUCUACCAGCCGGGCGUCAAGACGCCCCGCUUCAACCCCAUCACCGUCACCCUAGCGCCCAACAUCCAGACGGGCCGCAACACGCCCACCUCUUUGCACAUACACGGCGGGCCCCAGGCCGGCCUGAACAGUCCGCAGGGUAACUCCAUCUACAUCCGGCCCUACGUCACCCAGGCUGGCUCCACCCGCCAGUCCCAGCAGCAGCAGCUGCAGCAGCAGGCGGGCUGGUCCCAGUACAGCCCCACAUCCCAGCCCCAGCAGGUGUACCAGAUCUCCCACCCCGCCGCCCCGCCCGGCUCCUGGGCUCUCCCGUCCCAGUACGGCCCCUCGCAUACCUCGCCUCACCAGUCGCAGGGCCACCAGACCUCGCACGUCUACAUGCCCAUCAGCUCGCCCACCAACCCGCAGCCGCCCUCCAUCCUGCAGGCCCUGUCCGGAGGCCCUUCCCCGGCCGCCGGCGCGUCCUCCGCCUCCGGCCAGUACAACAUCCAGAACAUCUCCACCGGGCCGCGCAAGAACCAGAUCGAGAUCAAACUUGAAUCGCCCCAGCGGAGCAACUCGGUUGCCGGGCUCCUGCGCUCGGGCGGCGGGGCCCGUUCCUCUUCGUCCGCUGCUUCCUCCUGCCCCCCUUCCUCCUCCUCCUCCUCCUCCGUCAGCUCGGCCCCCAGCAACCCCCUGUCGAUCGGCGGCCCCGGCGUUUACAUUUCCACCAGCCCGCCCACCGCUGCUACCGCGUCUGACGAGGCCGCCGUGGCCCCCUGCGGCUCGCGCUCGCAGCCCAAGUUCUACAUCUCGGCCAACGCCGCGGGGGACGAGGGCGGCGGACGGAACCCGCCCACCGUCUACAUCUCGGCCAACCCGCCCCUGCAGGGCCCCGCCGGGCCCCGGAACAUGUCGGGCCAGGUGAGCAUGGGCCCCGCCUACAUCCACCACCACCCGCCCAAGUCCCGGUCCUCCGUGGGCGGGCCCGGCUCGGUCACCUCCCCCCGCGUGGUGGUCACCCAGCCCAACACCAAGUACACUUUCAAAAUCACCGUGUCCCCCAACAAGCCCCCCGCCGUGUCCCCCGGAGUGGUGUCCCCCACCUUCGAGCCCACCAACCUCCUCAGCCUGCCCUCGGACCACUUCGCCGAGCCCGACCCGCGUCACCUGUCGGACCCGCUGUCGGCGCACCGGGAGAGGCCCAGCGAGCCGCGCCGGCCCAGCAUGGGCUCCGACGACGCCGCCUACACGCAAGCCCUGUUGAUACACCAGAAGGCCCGCAUGGAGAGGCUCUGGCGUGAGCUGGAGCUGAAGAAGAAGAAACUGGAGAAGCUAAAAGAAGAGGUCAACGAGAUGGAGAACGACCUCACCCGGCGACGGCUACAGAGAUCCAACUCUGUCUCCACCAUCCCCUCUAUUGAGGAAAUGCAGCAGUUGAGAUGUAAGAACCGGAUUCUGCAGAUCGACAUCGAUUGCCUAACCAAAGAAAUCGAUCUCCUUCAGACAAGAGGACCACACUUUAACCCCAGUGCAAUUCAUAAUUUCUAUGACAACAUUGGAUUCCUCGGUCCUGUCCCACCGAAACCUAAAGGUACUAUAAACGUCGAGUCCAGUUCUAAGAACCCAAAGACUGUAGGGGAGGCAGCAGAGGAGGACGAGGGGACGCAGUGGAGCUGCACAGCCUGCACCUUCCUCAACCACCCCGCCCUCAACCGCUGUGAACAGUGCGAGUUCCCACGCCACUUCUGAGCCAAACGGCACCCAAAGACCCCUUCUUUUCUACCGCUAUCCAAUCCGCAUCCGUCGGGAAAAGGGAUUUUCUUUUCCAGCCAUAAGAAGAUAUGGACAGGGUUUUUAAUUUUGUCGUCUUUGUUGUUUUUUUUUUUUUUUGUUGUUGUUUUUUUUUUUUUUUUUUUCUUCCAAGAUUUUAUUGUAUACUUUUUUGGGGGUAAAUUGCUGUCCAUUGAAGGCCUGACUGGAUAGUGUUUACAGGUUGUAUUACUUAAGAAGCCAGCAGAGCUGUUCAUACCUCACCUUGGAGACGAGCACAUGCGUGGGGGAUCCCCUUCCUGCUUCCUGGGUGACUUUGUUUUGAGGGGCCUCGCAAUUUUCCCAGUGCAGUAUUAAUGAGUGUUAACCUUUCGGUGUGGUGGCGAACACACACACCCACACACAAUCGGACAGACAGACACACACACACACACACACACACACACACACACCUCCGAGGUGUUGCUGUGCCUCUCCGUCUGUUCUCCAACCGAGCCAGGGGUGGAGACGGACGAGAAGGCCAAACAGCUGUCGCGAACGCAUCUAAACAGAAGAUCAAGACUACUCUAAGACUAGUUGGUUGAUGUUUCCAGAGGAUGACCGGGGUAAUUAAGCAGUGUUACUGCCACCGAAAACGUGCCUUCUGUCGUCUCCCUUUCUCCUCUCCCCCUCCAAUCCAAAGUAAAAAUAAAAAGUAAAAAAAAGAGAAUUAAACUGCAUGCAUGUUAUGUACAGGACACAGUGGAAAAAAAUACCCUCGAGCUUCUUACUGUACAUAGUUCUAGAAUGUGCUUUAAGUGCCUACUUCCUCACACUAUGAAUCACUUGUAUUUCCUGUGACUAUAGCUUAGUAGACUUGAUAAACCUUUUUUUUUUCCUUGUAAGCACGGUGUCCCUUUUAAGCUUUUUACUCGGUGUCUGUGACAAGUGUGAAGCCUUACGUAAAGGAAGAGCAAUAAUAUGAAUCUAUGCACACACGAACCUUCUUCCUGCUCCGUCUGUUCAUGGCUUCUGUAAAUGCUGUUUCUCCCUCGUAUGAUCUGCAGAUGCGGCCACGUCAAAGAGAAACGCGAGUUUUCUCUGAAACGCCAGAGAUCUCUGGGACUGGCAAAAGCCCAUAUAAGAACGAAUGACAAACUGCCAUCUUAUCUGACAACUGGAAUGUAGGUGUAACGUUUGGGGAUUUUUAAACUUCCAUGGCGAGAAACGUGCGUUUUUUACGAUGCGAUAACUUGCAUUAAGAUGCAAGAGGUGUGGUCGCAAGACCGACUUGGGGUUGCUAUUCAGGAUUCAUGAAAUCGUAAUUUGCCAAAGGAAAUCAACAAUACAAUUACUCUUUUUGAUCACGAGAUAUUUCUGUAAGAGCCUUGUUUCUUUGUUGAUGUCAAAAAAUAUUGUGUUUUUCAGUGAGAAUAGAAGACAGAGGGCAAUAACAUGUUUUUUACCCACUCAGUCCCGAAUUUGUCCCGAAUUUUUCUUUAAAGGGUUUGAUGAGGACGGUUUCAACGUUUACCUUUUUUUUUUUUCUUUCUUUUUUUUUUUACCUGUAUUUUGGAAUAGUAUUUUUCAGAGAUUUGUGAAGUUUGUCACGCGUUUUGAUAUGCCGCAGCACAUUUUUGUUUUCAAUAGUAUUAUCAUUUCUAUAAAUCUAUGCAGUUGCCAGUCGAAAUGUGUUUUUUGAAAAAAGGAAAUCAAUUGCAUAAGAUCAUGAAUAUUAAUUUGGGGGGGAAAAAAAGUUCUUAAUCUCAGUUGUCUCUGAAGCACUUACGACCUCCUCGUUCAUUUUUCACGUUAAAAAAGAAACCCAGCUCUCAGCUUCCUCUGCAGCUCUGUGUGAAGAUCGAGUCGGUUCAUACCUUUUAUUAAUUAAAAACUAAUUUGGAUAUCUAAAGUUGUUUUUUUGAUUUUAGUUGGGGGAAACUGUCUUUGUAACAGAUAAGUUAUUUGUAAAAAUAAAAAAAUCUAUUCUGAAA
Conger conger (European conger) is the source of this 4615-nucleotide messenger RNA. RefSeq names its product TGF-beta activated kinase 1 (MAP3K7) binding protein 2 (gene tab2). Gene Ontology annotation, molecular function: ubiquitin binding; K63-linked polyubiquitin modification-dependent protein binding. The coding region runs from base 411 to 2621 and encodes 736 amino acids. Lineage: Eukaryota; Metazoa; Chordata; Actinopteri; Anguilliformes; Congridae. The transcript has 7 exons. Gene Ontology annotation, biological process: positive regulation of protein kinase activity. The record is from RefSeq and is a predicted model, not a curated record.